Oncorhynchus nerka (sockeye salmon) is the source of this 540-nucleotide messenger RNA. Its product is annotated as ATP-binding cassette sub-family C member 12-like. The annotation marks the transcript as partial. Lineage: Eukaryota; Metazoa; Chordata; Actinopteri; Salmoniformes; Salmonidae. The record is from RefSeq and is a predicted model, not a curated record. Gene Ontology annotation, cellular component: membrane. Gene Ontology annotation, molecular function: ATP binding; ABC-type transporter activity. Gene Ontology annotation, biological process: transmembrane transport. The transcript is spliced from 5 exons.
GAACAACCUGAGGAGCAGCCGACACAACCAGACCCCGUCGACACGAAGGAGAAGAACCUGGAUGAUCACAAGGGAAAAGGACUAGAAAACCCAGCUUUUGACAUGUCUGAUGAGAAACCAGACGAGUCGGAAGGAAGUCCAUCGGUAUCACAUGACGUCAGCGAGUCUAAGGACCAGCUGGUGACUCAGGAGGGUUCUCAGGAGGGUUCUGUUGCCUGGAGGACCUACCACCAGUACUGUAAAGCUGCAGGAGGGUACAUACUGCUGUCUCUCAUCAUCAUCAUCUUCAUCUGCUUGGUGGGGACCACUGCCUUCAGCAACUGGUGGCUCAGCUACUGGCUGGAGCAGGGAUCAGGGACAGCGAACGUGUCGAAUUCCACCGCAGGGAACAUCUCCCUGAACCCUGACCUGAGCUUCUACCAGAUGAUUUACGGCCUGGUGGUGGUGGCCAUGCUGGUCUUCAGCUUCAUGAAGGGCUACUCUUUCACCAAAGUCACGUUGCACACAUCCUCCAAGCUACACGACACCAUGUUCAGAAAC